Molecule: messenger RNA, 2865 nt
Organism: Eimeria acervulina
Lineage: Eukaryota; Apicomplexa; Conoidasida; Eucoccidiorida; Eimeriidae
Product: ubiquitin conjugation factor, putative
Exons: 21
Coding region: 1-2865 (954 amino acids)
Biological process (GO): protein polyubiquitination
Cellular component (GO): ubiquitin ligase complex; cytoplasm; nucleus
Molecular function (GO): ubiquitin-ubiquitin ligase activity
Source: RefSeq, a predicted model, not a curated record
AUGGAGCCGCCCCAAGCUUCGGGGGCUGCGGCCUCCGCCUCGUCCCCAGCUGCUGCAGCAGAAGGCGCAUCAGAAGCAGCAGCAGCAGCACCAGCUGGUGCUUCUGGCCACCAAGAUGACCCGUCAGCAGCAGCAGCAGCAGCAGGUGCAGCAGCAUCAGGAACAGGGGUGAAUCGCUCUGAGGCGGCAGCAGAUAUACCACAAAAAGACAUGAAAGAAGACCGCUUCCUUCAGGCAACACUGCGAGUGCGAGCAAAUGGUGGAUUUCUCCCCAAUUGUCUUUUUCUUCCAAAUGCAGCAGAAGAAUGCACCAGAGAAGGACAGACACCCAGGCUACGCCUGGAGAUGGUGCAGGAGAUACUUAUUGAGCAGACGCAAAUCUUGUGGAAGACAAAAACACAAAAUCUCUUCAGAGCAAACGCGGAGGCAUACCGCAGGCUUACAGACGACACAUACACCAAGUACUUGCCUGCAGAAGGCCGUGCUGCAGCAGUAGCAGCAGUGCAGGAGCAGCUGGUGAAUAACUGCGUUUUGCUGCUGAGCUGUCUGGAGCUUUUCGAAUUGGCAGACCCGCCUCCAACUCAAGAAGUAAGAAAACCCCUUGCUGCUGCUGCAGGUGCUGCUGCUGCAGGUGCUGCCGCUGCACCAGUUGCUAUGUUGUCAUGCAUGCUGGUGUCUAGACAGUUUACUGAGUUCUUAGAGGGAGGGGCGGCUACGGCUUUCAUUACGCAGCUUCUUACGGCCCUGCGCGAGUCUCCAGGCGGAGAGGAGACAGCUGCUGCUGCAUUUAGAGCUGCAAUUGAGGCAUUCUUUGCUGCACUUACAGGGCGAGGAGUGGGAGACUACAAAGCCCCAGCUGUCGGCGCUAUCCGGUUCUUGUCUUCUUUCAAGCCCAUCGCUUCUUUUAUUGCUGCUGCCCCGUGUUUUAUGCCUUCCUUCUCGCCGCUGCUGCCCGGGUCGCAGCCCGGCUUUUACCUCCAGGAGAAUUCGCUCUUAGGUCGACUCCUCUCCUUCUCUCCUUUAGAGGGGCCUGUUCUACCCAUCCUCAAGAACAUUUGCCGGGCAGGGAAGGUGGAGAGACACCGCGUGGUACAGUGGUUUGCUGCUGUUUUGUCUUCUAACGAAGCGAGAGCAAAGGCGGCUCACGUGCACAUGAUGCUGCAGCAGCAGACGCCUGAGUCUGCUGACCCCCUUCAUUCCUUCCUUAUCAAAGCGCAGGGUCAGAACUCUUUUGGCUUUUGCAUAAAUGUCUUUCACGCCCUUUUGCUUCUCGUCGAGCCGAUUAAAUACGAGAAGAUCUGCGAAGUGUCUCCCUUCUACGCCACAUGCGGCUCUGCCAGCGAUACGGUGCGGCAGGCGGUUGCCGGGCCGCUGCGCCGGGAGGCGCUUCUGGGGGAGGGAGAAGCAGCAGCAGCAGCAAAACAAUUCUACAAGACAAUUGCUGCUGAUGAUGCAAAUGCCAAGUUCACCUCGGAGAUAUUCUGGCUAACGAUCCGAGCCGUUCGACUCUGCUUCAAUCCCUGUGCAAGUGAAUGCAUGCGGUGGAUGGAGUACUUCCAAAGACGACACGAAGAGGGAAUGCAGCAAAAUUCGGCAGAGUCGAAGCAAAUUGUUGCGGAGGUGUUGGGGUGGCGCGUGAUCCUGCUGCACCCUCGGCUGUGCAGCUUAUACUGGCACUUCGCUCAUCUCUUCUGCUCGUGGCUGCUGGGGUGUAUGUACAUCUACACCUCUGACGGUAAAGAAGACCCCAAAGCUGUCUCCUUUCUGUCUAACCAGAAGUGGCGGUAUGCUGCUCUGUUGACUCAGCUUCCACCGGGCGGAGCGGAAAAGCCCGCAACACCGCCUCCUCAGUUUGCAUUGCUGCCUAGCGGGAUUGUAGAAGAGAUAUUUUUGUCUCUGCGUCAUAUGGCGGAGCUGCAGGCGGUCGAAGUGACCCCAGUGGAAUCUGCUUCUGCUGCUGCUUGUGUUGCUUUCGGCACUGCUGCUGCUGCUGCUGCUGCUGCUGCUUCUGGUCGUUUUGGCUCCUACUACGACCGCAUUAACUUUCGUAUACCAAUUGUAGAUAUGCUGAGUCGUCUCCUCGCUAACCCCGACUACAGAGCCAAUAUGAAGACCCUGGCGGAGACACAUCCAGAGAAGUUUUUGCAUUUGGUGCAUUUGCUGCUAAACGACGUCGCAGCGCUCGUUGACCAGGCAAUGGAGGCCCUUGUGGAGAUAAGGAAGAGACAGCUUGAAGGCCGAGACAAUGAUCAGGCCCCUCUUCCUGGUCAAGCUGCUCCUCGCGGUGCUGCUGGUGCUGCUGCUGGUGCUGCUGCUGGUACUGGGGCCUCCAGUGGUAGCGCUAAUGCGAGGGGCCCCCAGGGGGCCCCGUCUUCGAUGGAGGAGGAGGAUUCAGAUGGAGACGAAGUGCAAGCCGACAAGACAAAUGGGGAGGUCAUUAUCACGGAAAUAUUGAGGGAUGGGAGAUACUACAAGCACGCGAACAUAGCCAAAGCAUGCCGCAUAGCACGUCGCGAGGGUUUGAUGCCUUCGGCGCUUCUUGAAGAAUUUCAUUCACUGGUCAAACGACUGGCGGAGAUGGAACAGGCAGAAAAAGAAAUCGAUCUUGACGACGUCCCGCCUGAGUUUUUAGAUCCCAUAAUGGCGGAUUUGAUGUGUGACCCGGUGAUGCUGCCUUCGAGCCGCGUCAUCGUCGACAGAAGAAACAUCGAACGCCACCUCAUGUCGGAGCCUUCAGACCCCUUCAACAGGGCACCCCUUACCCGCGAAGAACUUAUACCGCAGCCGGAGUUAAAGAAAGCUAUAGAAGAAUUUACAGAGGCAAAGCGAAAAGCAGCGGCCGCUAACAGGCCCUCAAAAACCUAG